UCGCCUUGUAUACAAGUUAAUAUGGAUAUUCCACUGUUUUCUUUGUAUUCUGUGCUUCUUACUGCUGCUUCACUGAUAUUGUUCUUCUUCUUUCUAUGGAGAAGAGAGCAGAGGCUUUCUCUGCCCCCUGGGCCUAGUGGUUGGCCUAUCCUGGGAAACCUCAUUCAGCUGGGGAAAAGGCCUCACGAGUCUCUCUAUGCCCUCUCUGUGAAAUACGGUCCACUGAUGACUCUCCGUCUGGGCAUGAGAACAGUAGUGGUGGUCUCCUCUCCUGCCAUGGCCAAGGAGGUCUUUAAAACGCACGACAACAUCUUGGCGGGGCGGAUGGUGACAGAGGCACACAAAUCUCUUUCACAUGACAAGUCGUCCAUAAUUUGGGCUGAUUACGGUCCUUACUGGCGCCAUCUCCGUCGCAUUUCAACUGUUGAGCUCUUCAGCCCCAAAAGACUCGAAGCUCUGCAACAUCUCAGAAGAGAUCAAGUAUUUAGCACCAUUCGACUCAUUUUCGAGGACAAGGGAAAGGUUGUGAACAUCGCGCAUACGGUGUUCUGCACGUCCCUGAAUUUGCUAGGCAACAUGAUUUUCAGCACAAGUGUCUUUGAUCCUCACAAUCCAGCUUCUGCGGGGCUCAAAGAUACCAUCUGUGAAUUGAUGGUGGUCGCCGGAAAGCCCAAUUUGGUGGACUUUUUCCCGUUUCUCCGGUUCCUCGACCCCCAGCGAGUGUCCCGUGAGAUGGACAGGCUUUUCAAGGAAUUGUAUGACUUUUCUGAUACAUUCAUACAGAAAAGGCUCAGCCAAAGCGUUCAGCGUAAGGACUCGGACAAGGAUUUUCUGGAUGUUCUGCUGGACUCCAGAACUGAAGAUUUCACUCUAGUCGGUGUUCGAGCAUUAAUAGCUGAGAGUACUGAAAAGAUUAAAAGCAAAUUAAUUAGGGUAUAUAAAUAUAUCUCUGCUAUUUUCCAGACCUCUAAUUGUGAUCUAUGGUUUCAGGAAUUGUUUAUUGCAGGUACUGAGACGACCACUACAACAAUAGAAUGGGCCAUGGCAGAAUUGAUUCGCAAUCCACAGAAAUUAAACCGAGCCCGUCAAGAACUGGAUGAAGUAGUUGGUUGCAACCGGAAAGUGGAAGAAACUGACUUGGAUCGUCUUCCGUAUCUCCAUGCAGCCGUGAAAGAAGUAUUCCGAUUGCGCACGACGGGUCCUCUGCUUCUUCCCCACAAAGCCACAAGCAGCUGCGAGAUUGGGGGAUUUGUUAUACCCAAGGACACCCAGGUGAUGGUGAACGUGUGGGCUAUGGGAAGGGACAGUUCAAUUUGGAAGAAUCCUUUGGAAUUUACGCCCGAAAGGUUUUUAGAGGGUGAGUCGAAUAGCAAGAUAGAUUACAGGGGACAGGACUUCGAGCUGAUUCCAUUCGGAGCGGGAAGAAGAAUGUGUCCGGGGCUUCCAUUGGCAAGUCGUAUGGUUCAUUUGGUUUUGGCUUCUUUACUUCACUCAUUUGAGUGGAAACUUCCGGAUGGGAUGAGCUGUGAGCAGAUGGACAUGAGCGAUGAUUUUGGAAUUACAUUAAAGAAGGCUGCAGACUUGAGAGCAAUCCCGACGCCACGUCUCCCACAUCCCAUAUACUAGGGGCGCUCGCCACAUAUAUUACAUAUGGUUUUAGAGUUAAAUCUAAGGUUGUAGGAAUAUAUAUAACUGUGAUACAGCUGGAGUCCCUGCCUAUUUGUCUAAUUGUUUUGUGAAAAUAAUAAAAGAAUUAUUUGUUGUUUAGAUUUUAGAAGGAUCUUGGUGAGAUGAGAGUUCAAACUUUUAUCAGUGGUGAGGAACUAUGAAGAAUACUGCAAUCAGAAAUUGGGGAGGAAAUGUUCAUAAUUUUGAAACAAUAUAUUUUGCUGAAUGUUUUGUUGAAAUCUUCAGGUGCUUUU
Cryptomeria japonica (Japanese cedar) is the source of this 1922-nucleotide messenger RNA. Its product is annotated as geraniol 8-hydroxylase-like. Gene Ontology annotation, molecular function: oxidoreductase activity, acting on paired donors, with incorporation or reduction of molecular oxygen; heme binding; iron ion binding. The transcript has a single exon. Lineage: Eukaryota; Viridiplantae; Streptophyta; Pinopsida; Cupressales; Cupressaceae. The coding region runs from base 22 to 1626 and encodes 534 amino acids. The record is from RefSeq and is a predicted model, not a curated record.